Molecule: messenger RNA, 622 nt
Organism: Amblyraja radiata (thorny skate)
Lineage: Eukaryota; Metazoa; Chordata; Chondrichthyes; Rajiformes; Rajidae
Product: thymosin beta-11-like
Exons: 3
Coding region: 159-296 (45 amino acids)
Biological process (GO): actin filament organization; regulation of cell migration
Cellular component (GO): cytoplasm
Molecular function (GO): actin monomer binding
Source: RefSeq, a predicted model, not a curated record
UAUUUGCUGCAGAUUAUUUCCGGAAGGCGGUCCCAGUUGUGUCAGAUAUUUAUGCUAAUCACGCGGUGCUCUGCGCUUUUUAAUCCACGCCCAGGCAGUGCAGAUAGAGAAUAGUAUCUGAAUCUUUCGUGGAGCAGGACAAAGAUAAGGUAGACGCCAUGUCAGACAAACCAAAUCUUUGUGAAAUCAUACAGUUUGAUAAGAAAAAACUGAAGAAGAUAGAAACCAAAGAAAAAAACCCUUUACCAACAAAAGAGACAAUUGAAGAGGAAAAGAGACAAGAAUCAGCAUCAUGAAUGUGAAAUGGGGGAGAUGCAACUUUUAAUGUUUUUUUUUUAAGUUGAAUGAUUUUAGUUUCAAAAUCCUGACAGCUAUUUGAGUCAAGGGUGGGACUGUUGGAGUAUCCACUACAAUCUCAAGACAGGGACUACUUCCUGUAAUGCACCGGGACCAAAUUAUUAAUAUAACGGUGAUUGGAUCGUAUGGUCUUAGGAAAUAAUGUAUCUGUGCACUAAAUAUGUGAAGUCAGUUUAAUUUUAUUUUGUGUAUUCAAAUUCAUCUGUUUAUUGACUCUUCUAUGCUUAACAUGUUACAAAGCAAAUAAAGACCAAUGAAAUAAGUA